CUCAGACGCGCAUGAAGCGCUGAAGGUGACGGAUCUCCUCCGCGCUUAAUAUGCGCCACGGCGCUGCCGUGUAAAAAAAACUAAUCCCUCUGGACUAAACCACUGGCUGGGAAACAUGUGCAACAUACGCAAAGGUUCCUGCCUGUUUAGGGAAAGAAAGUUCUGGGGUUUUUGGAUUCUCCUGCUGUACACAAGUCCUCUAUCCUGCUUUUCGAAGUUCAGCCAUCUUGUCUAUAAGAUAAAGGAAGGCUUACCCAAGGGGAUUCUCAUUGGGUCUGUUUCAGAAGAUUUAAAGUUGGAUUUCUCCGUCGACCCUCCUCGUUUGUUUCAUCUGGAGUUAAGGCAGAGUGGCUCCCAGUAUGUUAAUCUAAGCGAAACAACCGGGGAUCUAUAUACUUCUGCUUUGGAGAUUGACCGAGAAACUCUAUGUGCAGAUUCCUAUGAGGGUCAAGGGUGCACUAUUUCUCUGGAUGUAAUCAUUUUGCCCCAGCAAUACUUCCAGCUAGUUAAGAUCAAAAUCAUCAUUGAAGAUGUUAAUGACAACAAGCCACAAUUUCCAGUGGACGAGAUCAGGGUGUCUGUGCCAGAAAAUGCCCCAGUCAAUGCUCGGUUCGUGGUAGAACAAUCUGCUGUAGACCCAGAUAUAGGUAUUUAUGGGGUUCAGACCUACUGGCUGGCUAAUGACUUUGGAGUUUUCACACUGGAUGUUGAGCAAAAUGAAGGGGGAGAGUUGACUCCUUUCCUAAUCAUUACUGGGCCACUGGACAGGGAAACGAAAGCGGAAUAUUUAACUGACUUCAUCGCUGAGGACGGAGGCUCUCCACCUUUUUUGGGCACUGCCACACUUAGAAUUAUUAUCACAGAUGUAAAUGACAAUUGCCCAAAAUUCAGCGAAACCCAGGUGAAUGUGACACUUUCUGAAAAUACCACAAAGGGUUCACAGUUGGCCCGACUUUAUGCCUUUGACACAGAUCAGGGUACCAAUGCUCAAAUUACAUACACUUACAGUAAAAGAGUAACCCGGGAAACUAGGAACCUAUUUCAUUUGGAUGAAAUCACAGGAGUCAUCAAGCUAGCUGAAAAGAUUGAUUCUGACACCGGAAAGUUGUACAAGCUGGUUGUGCUGGCUAAUGGGCCAGCUUGCAUACCAGAUAUUGCUACUGUCACUGUGAAGGUUGUUAAACGUGUUUCAGGACCACCUGCUGUCAUACCCCGUUACAUUGCUUCAGAAAAGGAUGGUGUGGUUUUUCUGAGUGAAUCAGAGCCACCCUUUACACCUAUUGCUUUUUUCACCAUAAAGAAUGCCGACCCAAGGAAGAAGGUGACAUGCUUAUUGCAAGGGCCUGGACCUUUCAGGCUCUUGCCAUAUACAAAUUUGAAAAAUGAGUACUUGCUGGAGACUACUGAUUUGUUGGAUUAUGAAGAGCAGAAAUAUUAUGAACUCACUGUGCUGGUCAGAAACACAGAUGGUGUAAGUGUUGAGACACAGGUGAAAGUGCAAAUGUUGGACGAUAAUGACAAUGCACCCAUAUUUAAGCAGUCAGUUAUCGACAUCAAGAUUGAGGAGAACAAUGCUCCGGAAACAUUUCUCUAUAAACUCCAGGCCACUGAUGAGGACAGCGGUAACAGGGGUGAGGUACUCUAUCUUCUUGGGUCAGAUGCUCCCCCAGUCUUCCACCUUGAUCGGCUGACCGGUGUCUUGACCGUGACCACCUCUCUUGACAGAGAGGAGAAAGAGACCUACCGGUUUAUAGUUCGAGCAAUUGACUGUGGCACACCGAGAAAGGAGUCAAUUGCCACCGUUUCAAUCACUGUGCUUGAUCGCAACGACAAUAGUCCUCGUUUUAUCAACAAAGAUUUUACCUUCUUUGUUCCAGAAAACUUCCCAGGAUUUGGAGAAAUUGGAGUGCUGUCCGUCACAGAUGCAGAUGCUGGGGAAAAUGGCUGGGUGGCACUAUCAAUUAUCAAUGGAAGUGACAUAUUUGUUAUUGACACAGGACGAGGGGCUUUGAGAGCGAAGAGCCCACUCGACAGGGAGCAGCAAGGAACAUAUUAUAUCUGGAUUGAAGCUGUGGAUGGGGGUAAGCCUGCACUCUCCUCUAUCACCAUGGUUACUGUUUUGCUCCUGGACGUCAAUGACAACCCACCAAUGGUGUUGUUUCCCCAGUCCAACCAGUCCUACUUGCUGGUUCUUCCAAGUACACUCCCAGGAACAUCCAUCACAGAGGUCUAUGCUGUGGACAGAGACACUGGCAUGAACGCUGUCAUUGCUUACAGCAUCAUCAAGCGAAGGGGUGGUGAACCAGGCUCAUUUGACAUAGACCCAGAUACAGGAAACAUCACACUCAGGAAAGUCUUGAGUGGCCGGGGCCUGUACAGCCUGCUGGUCAAAGUCAGUGAUCAUGGCCAACCUGAACCAUUGCACUCCACUGUUAUGGUCAACUUGUUCGUCAAUGAGACCGUAAGCAAUGAGACUUACAUUCAGAGCCUCCUAACAAAAGAGGCAGAUAUCGGGAUUGAAGAGGUCAGACCACCAAACAGACUUGCCCAGGGGCCAGAGUAUAACGGACUCUUACCCUGCAGGCUGCUACUUAUUGCCCUUAGCACUACCUGUCUGGGGCUUCUACUUAUAGUUGUGUCACUAACUGCAUACAUAUGCUGUAAGAGACAAAAAAUUCAUAAAAAGAAAAGACUGGAAGUAGAAAUCCCUUUAAAAAUGAACAGUGACAGACAAGCCAUGGACAGAAAGCUAAUGGAAAUUUCCAACAUAUGACCAUGGCCCCCUCUAUAAACUGUCUACAAAUGUCAAACGUGCAGCUUCUCCAGACAAACUGAGAAAAUUGUAUAAAUUGUAUAUUUGUUGUUUUGUAAUUUUAUGACAAAAAGACAAAAUAUAUUUAAAAAAACUGAAAAAGUUACAUCAAACGCGUGUCUAGUUUUGCAAACCUACAUUUUCUCAAAUGCUUGAUUAUGACACUGUAAUUUAUUAUACCUUACUAAGUAGUGCCCUCAGUAAUGUGUCAAAACACUCUUAUUUGUUUAGCCACAUACAGCAAUUGUUCAAAUCCUUCUCUACUCUCCAAGCACAAUAAUGUUUUAUAAUAUUAAACAUGAAAAAACAUCAGAAAUAUCACUGUACUGUGAUAAUCAGAAUUUUUUUUUUUUUUUACAUUGCCACAUUGAAUUCAAUGGUGAAUAUAUUUCAUGGAUUUUAUUUGCGAUAAAGGGUUGUUUAUCAAGUUAGACUUGUGUGCACUACAUUUUUUAGUGCUAGUCCAUUGAAUACAUAGAUUCCCAAGGUCUGCCUACUUUAGAGUCUGUAAUGAAAAUUUCACAGAUUCUCCAUCCUUCUCUAACAGAAAAAGAGAAUAUGUCUACGUUUACAUGCAGCAUAAAAAGUAAUGUCAAUUGAGUAUCAAUUGAGGUCAGUCUGGAUGAAAUUUCUGUCCGAUGAAAAGAUAUAGAAAAUGUGGAGGAUGUGGAAUGUAAAUUCCCUUGCAUUCAAAUACAUUCAGAAUUGAUUAAAAUAUCCUUUGCAUUUGUCUCAUACUGGCUAACAAAACAAAUUGCAUUAUAAAAUCUAGGAGAUUUAUAAAUAUUUAAGAUGUUGAAUUAAUUCUAAGACAGUCAUCUAUAUAAUAUUUAAAAUUUCAGCUAAAAGUACUUUUUGUUAAAACAAACAAGGCGCACACAGCUAGCUUCCUGUUUGUUCAACUCCUUUUUUGUUGUUUGUAUUUUGUUGUUGUUAUUGUGUUGUGAAAUGUCACUCCACAACUGAACACAAAUUUUAUUCGACUUACAAGUAAAUGCUAAUACAUGUAAAUGGAUAUUUUCAAUGAAUAUUUGCCAAAGUUUUAUGAGUGCAAUCUGUUUAUUAAGAUUCUGCAAUUGGAAAAAAAUUUCAUUCAGAUUGAAGAGAAAACUAUUGCAUGGUGAGCAUAGCCAACGAUUUAUUUGGAGCUCUCACGGCCUUGUGGUGUGUAAGUGAAGUGUACAUGAAUAUUAAAGUGCUUUAUUUUCUUACAA
Messenger RNA from Silurus meridionalis, 4026 nucleotides. RefSeq names its product protocadherin-20 (gene pcdh20). Gene Ontology annotation, biological process: homophilic cell-cell adhesion. Gene Ontology annotation, cellular component: plasma membrane. The transcript is spliced from 2 exons. Lineage: Eukaryota; Metazoa; Chordata; Actinopteri; Siluriformes; Siluridae. Bases 116 to 2773 code for a protein of 885 amino acids. The record is from RefSeq and is a predicted model, not a curated record. Gene Ontology annotation, molecular function: calcium ion binding.